AUGAACCGUAGCACUGUCCAGUAUGGUGGUUCGGUUAUAGAAGAGCUUGUUGAUAUCAGCUCUCCCAAAACCUUUUGGUCUCUCAUAGAUGUUGAACUUGUUCAAAUUGACUUUAUUGAGAGUUAUGGUAAUUUCUAUUUCCACACGACAAACAGCGACGUUGCCUUUGAAUUUUAUAUCAAAGAAAUCAUCAAUCUCGGAGACUUCCAUAUUAAUACUAAAAUGAAUUCCCAAUAUGGGAAUGUUUUUACCUUUGACACCAUUUUGAAUUUAAGUCUUAUGGCCUUCACCAAUACAAUUCCUGAACCUCUCAUGUCCAGGACAGGUACAAAUACUAAUGAUUCGAAACUGGAAAGGCUGGUUACUAGAGCAAAUGCUCCAUACCGGAUAGACGUCAAUACACAUGUUGAGAAUUGGGCAGUCAUUCAAGUCAGACUGUUUGAUUUAACACUUUGGGGAGAAAAUACUGACGGACUUGGUUGUUUCAUACUCCAAAAUUGCGACUUCGAAAUAUCGGAGUUACAUAGAUACUUCUAUACUACUGUAUGUCUUCUUGAAUAUUCUACCAUCAUUAUGAACCAUCCACUUGAUCCAAAUGAAGCAAUAAUCAUUAAAGGUUUUGGAGGGGAGACUCGGCUGAUCAGCGUAUAUAUUCCAAGCAAGUCUGAUUCAACCCUGAUAAGUUAUAUCAAAGAUAUACUCCAGGUAGAAGGUGGCGGGUGGAAAUAUUUGUUUAAUAUUGGUCCAGGAUAUGAUGUUAAAUCGUUCCAUACUUCUAUUUCCGGUGAUAAUUUUGUUAUUAGGCAUGAUUUUGUUCCGCCAGAUUCUCAAUGUUAUUGUAUGCUAAUGGACUAUCCUGACGAAGCUCCAACUGAAAUUCCUGAAUAUAAUUCAACUGAAACAUCGGCAAUGGAGUCUACUAUUAUCAAGAGCUUAGAACUGGUAAUUUCCACUGAGCUAGAUCCGGGCUUAACAAGUAGCUCUGAUCAAGAAAUCACGACUGGGUUAGAAUUAACAAGAAGCUCAGCGCUGGGAUCCACGGCAGAGAUAGUACCAGAUUUGACAAGUAGUUGGGAACACGAAACUUCAAAUGACUUAGGAGAAAGUUUAACAACUAUCUCAAAUCAGGAAUCCACGAGUGUCUUAGAACCAGAGUUAUCAACUAGUUCAGUACAAGGAAGCUCGAGUGAGUUAGUGCCAGAGUUAACAAGUAGCUCACAACAGGAUGCCUCAACUGAGUUAGAGCCAGUUCUUUCAAGUAGCUUAAAUCAAGAUUCCUCUACUGCUUUAGAACCAAAUUUGACAAGCACUUCAAAUCAAGAAAACUCAAGUGCGUCAGAGUUAGUAUAUUCUGAUGGUUCUAGCACUACGCCAGGUCCGGAAUCAUUACUGGAUUUACCACAGGAAUCAUCAUCGCUUGAAAUUGUUAUAUCAUGGACUGAUACUUUGAUACCAGAACAAUCAAGUAGCUCACAACAGAAUGCCUCAACUGAGUUAGAGCCAGUUCUUUCAAGUAGCUUAAAUCAAGAUUCCUCUACUGCUUUAGAACCAAAUUUGACAAGCACUUCAAAUCAAGAAAACUCAAGUGCGUCAGAGUUAGUAUAUUCUGAUGGUUCUAGCACUACGCCAGGUCCGGAAUCAUUACUGGAUUUACCACAGGAAUCAUCAUCGCUUGAAAUUGUUAUAUCAUGGACUGAUACUUUGAUACCAGAACAAUCCAUUGGGAUUGAUCAAACUAGCAGCACAGACUUUGCAGACAUUACCAGUCAAGAUUCACAACCCCCACAAGAAUCUACAUCAGAACCGGCUCAUGAAUAUUCUUCAGAUUUGAAACCAGAAUCAAAUACAGAAGUCACUUUGUACUCCAAGCCAAAGUCUGACUUUGAACCAGGUACUACUUCAACUUCAAAUGCUUCUACUGAGGAUAACUCCACUCCAAAUGGUAGUAGCGCUUCAAUCAGUAGAAUCACAACGACAGAAACCUCAAUUACCUUGAUUACUGUUACAAUAUAUCCAACAAAACCAAAUGCAAGUAAGACAAUCACCGAUACUGGUAUUGGUAUGCUGAGUUCAGAAAUGACAAUUCUUGACCUGACACUGACGGCUAGUGGUAAAAUUCUGGUUGUUAUAUCAACUUUUACUUUUAUAACUACAAAGCAACUCCCAGACACUGAAGCACAAGCUACACCAAGAUCAUUUGUAUCGGAUUCUGCUAAUCUUAUCUCAACCACUAUUACUACUGAAUCUUCAGGAUCUGCUAAAACUGGAGCGAUUGAUGAAACUGUUUCUACUAGAAGACGUCCCAAGUCAUCAAUGUUGAAUGACGUAAGCACAUCAAACAGUGGAAUAAUGACAAGAAUUUCUAUUUCUUCUGUUAAGUCUGAUCCUUCCACAACAACUACUGCAAAAGAGGUGAGACCAGUUUCAAUGAUAUUACCUACAACAACUGGCCAAAACGGUGAAACAGAGAACAGCAUUGGAACAGUUUCCACCAUGGCGGUAGCUUCCGAUAUUCCAGAUGUGAGUCCUGUCGUUGAUAUUCAAUCAGACGGAUCAGUGAAUGUAUGGCAUGGAAUUGCUAUCUGGAGAAUUAUAACAUUGGUGGCAUACCUUAUCAUUGAUAGAGAAACUGUUCAAAUAGGGGGGCAAGUUUAUGAUGAAGAUUACGUUCGUGCAAGCGAAGGGUUUUGGUCUCUCAUUGACGUUGAGUUAUUUGAUAUUCAACGAAUUGAUAACUAUGUAGAUGUUUAUUUCUACACCACAGCACCCCUUCUCGAUUUUGAAUUUAGAAUGGAGGAUAUUAUCAAUCUUGGUAAUUUCCAUAUCAAUACCCACAACACCCAUACUGAUAAUAUAUUUUAUCUUCCCAAUGUUGUAAAUUCCGGAGUUUUCACCAUUUGGAGUUCUGCAGUUUCGAAUUCAACUGUGUUAGGGUUAAACCUUAUAAACCGGCGGGGAGGAGAAAUAGCAUAUAUGGUUGAAAAUGGCUAUGGUGAAUGGUUAACAUCUGGCAAUGUAGAAAAUCAUAGUGUCAUUUCACUCAAGCGGGUUAAUUAUAUUGGUCGUGGAAAUUUGACCCACGGUAUGGGAUGUUUCAUCCUUGAAGAGUCCUCAUUUACCUUACCUGAACUCCAUAAAUACGUCCAUUCUACUUUAUGUCUUAGUUACGGUAAUACCAUACAUUCAAGAUUUCCACUUCUGGAACCAAUGAUAAUAAGAGGGUUUGGGGGAGUGAGCAACGUUAUAAGGGUCCUGGUUCCAGAUCCUGAAACAAUACUUGUCUCAUAUGAAGAUUCUCAAUUCCUCAAAAUAGAUGGAGGAGAAGGCUUUAUGUAUAAUUUUGAUAUUGGUCCGGGAUACAAUAAAGAGUAUUUUAUAACUGGCCAAUAUGAUGACAAUAAUAUUGAAGUUUUUUAUGAGAAUGCGGUAACAAACCUUUGUCCUUGUUAUGGAGAUAUUGAAAUUCCUGUGAAUCCCCCAAAAGAAGGAUCAACCGAGGCUAGUACGAUUGAGAAAGAAACAUCUUCAAUCCAACCUUCCACUACUUCAGAACAGAAUCCAACGAGCAGUGAACAACUGGAAACUGGAACUACCUUGGAAGCAGACUCCAGUUUCUAUAACAGCGUCACUACAGGUCAAGAACAAUCACUGGAUCCUCCUUAUUGGUCAUCAUCUGGCUUUGUAACUACUACCCCUGAAGAGGCAACUGGUUCAUUAACACUAGUGCCAUCAGACUUCCCUGAGGAACCUAGCUCAGAACAAGAAGCACCAACCAGGUCCAAUUUAGUCGAAACUCAAGAUUCUAUUCAACAUUCUACUCAAGAUUAUACUCAAUAUUCAAAAGAAGAACUUUAUAGUACCAUGCAGGAUUCGCUAUCUGGUUCAUUACAAGAGCAGACCUUUGAAUCAUCAGAGUCAUCGACAGGGUUAUCGACCGAGCCAUCAAAAGAGACAUCAACGGAGCCAUCAAUUGAGUCAUCAUCUGAGUCGUUAUCAGACUCUUCAUCUGAGUCAUCAUCAGAAUUAUCAUCAGAUUCAGAGCAAUUAUCACAUACAAGUCAACUCUACCUAACUUCAAGUUCAACCAGCGAUCCUUCAUCUGAAGAAUCUUAUGAAUCUUCCGAUUUUCUCACUUCUACAACAGAAAUGUCAACUGAUACAAUUCCAGGUUCGUCAGAUUUGUCGAAGGAAACUUAUAGCACAAUACAAGAGCUAACCACUAGCUCCAAUUUAUUUUCUACACGGGAAUACUCUUCUGACACAAUACAAGACUGGACUUCACAUUCAAUCUACGACUCUAGCUUUGAUCCAUCAACAGACUUAGCUUCGGAAUCAUUUUCAGAACAGUCAUCAGAUGUCAGUUCAAAAACUUUACUGACUCUUGCUACAAAUCCAACUACUGAAUCGUUGUUAUCAGAAUCAUCUGAUUUGGUGAGUCAUUCCCCUCGAACAUCCACAGAUCCAUUGUUGACACUGGAAUCAGUUUUGCCUGAGGACUUCAGUAGCACAAUACAUGAGACACCCACAGGUUCCAAUUUGUUUUCUACUCCAGGUGCAAUCCUUGAUCCGCCUUCUGGUGUUUAUUCAGAAUAUCCUCCAGAGACAUUUUCAGAAAAUAUCCCAGAUUCUAUGCUUACAGAGCGAGACAGUUCUGAAUCAACCACUACUUCAUCUUUCAUCAUAGACCCAGUUACGACUUCUGAUCCUGAAUACACCACAGAUCCAGAAUCUGUCACCUACUCGGAAUCCGAGACAAAAAUGGAACAAGCUUCUGUUAGUCAUGGUCCAGAAUCCAAGUUAAAUCUGCAAGAUCUUGUAGAUACCAAUUCAACCAGGGAUCCAAACAUGAGUCCAACUUCUGGUCCUGCCUCAAACACCCAAACAUCUGAUGCAAUGGAAUGGUCCAUCCAAUCUACCCUGAAAUCUAAGUCAAUCACUCUGGAUGUGUUUACCACCCAAGGCACUGAAGCUUCAUCCCGCAUAAUCACAGUUACGGAAACAAUCUUGACUCGGAUUACUAUUACAGUAAUCCCUACCGAGACAAUGCACAGUCGUGUUACACCAAUACCAGGUGGAAGUAAUGUAUCGUCUAAGAAAGUGGAGACCUCAGAUCCCUCUACCCUGAACUACAUUAAUGAUGUAGUUGUGGUCGUUUCUACUAUUACUUUUAUCACUACAAAACAUGUGAGUGAACCCAAUUCUGAAACUAAUGCAGUGUUUAGAACUGUAACUACAACUAUUGAUGGUGUUCUUACAACUGUCAUGGAAACGCCGUUUGCAACUAUUGAAAAUCCUACUGGAUCUCCUCAGACUGCAGUCGUGACAACUGGUUCAAUACCUGAAGAGGAGAAACUUCCAAUACCAGCCGAAACAAGCAUCAUGACAAUCAAUGGCUUUGUAACAACUAUUCAACCUUCAGCUGUUCAAUAUACUCCUCAUAUUACUGCUGGUCAAGAGGAAGGUGGUUUCCAAAGUGGUGAGUUGUUUGAAACAAUUCAAACAGUUCCAGUUACAACCGAAAUUUCUGGAGUUUCGGAUGUUAGUGCUACCGUUGAUAUCAAUUCUAACGGAUCCGACAAUAACUUAAUACGUCAAAGCGAUAAACCAUCCAAUUUGAUAUCUUGGUCAAAGAAUGGAUUUAUUGCUUAUGUACCAUCAACAAGCAAUAUUUCAAAUGCCACAACAUCCAAAGAAAACUUAUUAUUGACAUAUCUUGAGAAUAUCGAUGGUAAAUCAUGGCAAUUGGCAAAACCACAACUGAUCAGCAUAAAGCUAGAGAAUAAUUUCUUGCCAGAAUUGACCCUUGUAUCAUGGAGUUCUUUAAGUACUGAUUUAGCCAUUUCUGAUGUUUAUGGAAAUUUUUAUGUCUUAUUGGCUGGUGUUGGUUUAUUAGAACAAAAGGAAAAUAGAUCGACUCCUUCUGGUACUGCUAGUACUAGUACUACUACUAUUAGUGAAAAUGGCAUUGAUCGUAGGACUCCAGCAAAUGACAAUUCACCAAGUUAUGAGUUGACUUCUUAUAAUCACAUGGAAAUGAUUUAUCGUGAUAUAAUCAAUCAAGGUGCAAAAUUCCCUAUUAAUAAACGAGCUUCAAUCAUUAGUUUUAAAUGGCUCACUAUAGAAAAACCACAAAUCUUAAACAAGCCAGCAACGUUAAUGGAUUUAGGACCAUCCAAUAUCACCACCAACACAUCAAUGAAUGGACGACCCCCAAAUCCUCAAUUUGCAUAUAAUUACACAGUAUCUCAAUAUACGUCCCAUGGUGUCUCCCAUCCCAUCCCAACAAAACAAGCUUGUGUGGCCCUUAGACAAAAUGGUCAAUUCAUGUUAUAUUUCCAAGGAGAACAUAAAGUCGAAUAUCAUAAAAUAUCUCUCUUCUUAAAUGAGACACUAUCAAUAAUAACCCAUGCUUCGAUUGGAUUCACUAAUGAUAAACAAAUAAUAAUCACCACUUUGGAUUCAAUGACAAAUAAAAUCACAUCCUAUUCUGUGAUUAUUGAUUGGGGAUUCUUGGUGGAGUCAGCUAAAAGACAAAAACUCGAUCCACAUUAUCAUACACCAAAGGAAGCACAAAAGGCACCCAGGUUAAUCUUACUGAAGAUUCAAGAAAUGAAACCAAUUCCGUUGUUUGUUGAUAAUAAGGAAGUGGCCAAUGGGAAUGAGAAUGCCAAUGGAGAUUCCAUGAUGGAUAUUGAUGGAGAAGGGAAUAAUAACACUGAAAGGAAACUGAUUUCGUAUCAACUUGGAAAAAUUGCUUCAAUUGAUGUGAUAUCCGCUAAUGCUGAUAAAGAUUCGAAAUUGAGUAUAUUGAUAAGUUAUAUCUUUCGAAAUGAUGAAGAAGUGGUGAAUACUGUGAUUUAUAAGUAUAAUCUUGUUGAGAAACUGGAUUUUGUUUCUGAUGCAUUUAUAGAUUUAGGAAUAAGAAAGAACGUAUCCACAGGAAACAGCAACAAGCGUGCACAAGCUUUGGUAUUAACUGGAAAGAUAACUCUCCCAGGUGAAAUCCAAUCCAUAACUACAGGAUUGGCAGAUUUUUACAUCAUGGCAUUUUUUAAGAAUGGAGAUAUUACCGUUAUUGACGCCACGACUUGGAAAGUCGUUAACAACUCCGCAUCAUCCCCAACAACAACCUCGCCACCACAAACAAUAUCCACCAUAUUCGAUGUCGGAUUCUCAUUCCCAAAAAUAAAUCCCACCCAUCCAUUCACAUUAGCUGUCUCCCCAAACAUGACGUCCAUCGCCUAUAUCGAAUUCUAUGAGAACAACAUCAACCUAUCCUUCAAAGCUGUCGAAAAGACCAGAAACCUCGGACUUCAAUCACGAGAACUCUUUGCCAUUUCUGCUGGAUUCGCCUACAGACACGCAUAUGCCUGUUAUACCAACACUUGUUCGGAUGAUUUGUUGAUCCUUAUCCAAAAAGAACUCAUUCGUAUCAAGACCCAAUUGCUUGAACAUAUGGGCAAGGCAAAACAAGAAGCUAUUGAUGGUAUACUUGGCAAUUUCAUCGAAUCAAUAAUCGGUGAAGCUCAUAAGGCGAUAAAUUUCCAAUUGGAUGGGUUUAGUAAAGAAAAUAUCGACAAAUUAUUAUCCAAUCCUCCAUUACAAAAACUAUUGAGUUUGCAAUUGAGUUUGGGUGAAUCCCAUCAGAAUUCAGUAAAUAGUCGGGUUAUGAGUGAUAUUGCGUGGAUUGUGUUGAAUUUAAGAAGUUCUAGUGUUGGAAUCAUGUUUUCAUUGUCGAGUAUCUAUAGACAGAUAAGCAAGAAAAAACCUGCCGAGGAUAGUUUACAAGAUUCAAUCACAAGAGGAGAAUGUAUAAUUUCAUUAAUUGGUAACGUGAAAUGGUUAAUUGAUUUAAUGGCAUACUUAAACCAAGAAUUACUCCAAUUAUCCCUCUACAAAGACAACACCAACCCAUCAAGUAAACUCACCAAGAAAAAUUCAAUCGUCCUUCCAAUAAUCCUAAGUAAAGUACCAAGAUUAUUUCUAAUUCUAUUCGAAACCUACCUCCGUGAAUGCGACGCACUUAUCACCAAAGAACUAUCUACUCGUCUAUUGGGGAAGGAAAAAGGGUAUGCACUCAAAUUGGAACAGAAAUUAUUUAUAAAGGGGGAGAUUGUGGCUGAAAUGGAGGAGAUUUCUCAGAUGGUGAUUGACCGAUAUGCGGCAAAUAUUGGCAGGGAGUUGAAGGUUUCGGAAUUGUUUUUUUAUAAAACAGAUUGGUUGGAUAUUGGCAUAAACCGAAAACAGCAAGCCAUUGUUAAUAAUACGGAUGUGAUUAUGGAAGAUGGGCAUAAGAUCGUGGUGCCGAGAUUACGACUGAGUUCGAAGCGGGAAUGUAUUGAUGCGUUGAGAAAGGUUAUGAUUGGAUUAGAUGGUCAGAAUACUAAGAAAUCAUCGACGGGUGGUGGGAGUGGAAGUAGUACAGCUACGACUACGACUUCGAGACUUAGUCAAAAGAAUCUUAGGAAAUGUACGAGAUGUCGGGCUGUUUCAUUAGUGUCUGAUCCUUUGGUAUUUGAAACCCCGACGACUUUGGGUUUAUGGACAAUGGUAUUUCAAAGAACUUGUAUUUGUGGAAACACUUGGGUAAAUGUAGAUGUAUAG
Messenger RNA from Hemisphaericaspora subhashii, 8604 nucleotides. RefSeq names its product Med16p (gene MED16). The record is from RefSeq and is a predicted model, not a curated record. Gene Ontology annotation, cellular component: mediator complex. NCBI's taxonomy places the organism in Eukaryota, Fungi, Ascomycota, Pichiomycetes, Serinales, Debaryomycetaceae. The coding region runs from base 1 to 8604 and encodes 2867 amino acids. The transcript is spliced from 5 exons. Gene Ontology annotation, biological process: positive regulation of DNA-templated transcription.